Messenger RNA from Pungitius pungitius (ninespine stickleback), 1632 nucleotides. Its product is annotated as midkine-B-like. Lineage: Eukaryota; Metazoa; Chordata; Actinopteri; Perciformes; Gasterosteidae. The record is from RefSeq and is a predicted model, not a curated record. Gene Ontology annotation, molecular function: growth factor activity.
UUCCCUGUAACGCCAGUCCGUUUUCUGAUUGUGAGGUCAGAAUGAUCUGGGUCCAGCUGUUUUACCUCUAGUUUCUCGAGCAAAGUUCUUCUCUCAUAAUGAGUUUGGGUCGGGUUUUCUUGGAAGCUGCCGGUUGUUAUCUCCUCAGUCAUGCUCCACUAUCACUGACAUAAAAUCAUGGAUGCAACAGAACUUUCUCAAACUCAACUGCAAAAAAUCUGAAAUACAUCAUCAUCAGCCCUACCUCCCUCAUCCGCUCCCUCAUUACAUCAGCCCUCUCUCUCAACAUUGAUGGCCAGAUCAUCAGCCCCUCCACCCUGCUCCGCAAACCCCUGUAUCAUCCUUGACCCCACCAUUUAUUUCCUACUCCAUACCAACCACAUCACCAAGACUGUCUUCUUCCACCUCAGGAACAUUGUAAGGCUCUGGCCCUCCCUCUCCUCUGCCACCACAGAAAUUCUCAUUCAUGCCCUCAUAAUCUCCAGACUCUACUCUAAAUCUACUACUAAGACAACAUCCACUAAGCCUCUACCAACAAAUUCCUCAACAAACUCCAAUAUGUUCAGAACUCUGCCACUCUACUGCUCACCUCCUGUUUUACCUCCACUGGCUCCCGGUCAAAUACAGGAUAUAUUCAUAAUAUUACUCACCACCUACAAAGCCCUAAACAUCCUGGGCCCUACCUCCCUUUCAGACCUCCUCCCCCUCCAUGCCUCAGCCCAUUGCCUCAGUUCCACCAAUGCUAACACCCUGAUGACCAUCAGGACCAAGCGUUGUGUUGGACCUGGGGCGACCUGGAGGCGACAGGGCCUCCUCAGCUGCUGCACCUCCCCAUCCAAAUCCACCAGGUUCCCCCCUAUCAUCAUUCAAACAAGGCCCUCAAAACCCACCACUUCAACUGCAAACUCAUUCUGCACAGUUUUCUCCCGUUCUUUUUUCUGUUCUGUUUGUUGUUCUUAUAGUUGUCUGUCUGCUCGUUUCUCUUUCAUUUUCGCCUGGUUUUGGUUCUUGUCAACCUCUCAACCUGAACUAACACAGGAUUUAAUUAUGUGGUAAGUGUCACAGCGCUGUCAGUCCUACCCUGUCAUUUCCACCUCUCACUCCACCUAAUCAGUUCAUUCUGUACACCUGCUAGUCACAUUCACUCGUCAGCCCAAUCACACUCACCUGUCUUUUUUCAGGAUGAGGCCUGCUUUCCUGAUGUUGCUAAUGGUCAUUACUAUUAUUGCGGUCAAGAGUAUAGCUGGAGGGAAAAACAAGAAAGAGAAAAACCAGCCCUCCCAGUCGGGGUCAGAAUGCACCGACUGGCGCUAUGGCAACUGUGUCCCUAGCAACGGGGACUGUGGAGCAGGGUUUAGAGAAGGAUCAUGUGAGCAGCAGAACAAGAGGAUGAAAUGUAGAGUACCUUGCAACUGGAAAAAGGAAAUUGGAGCUGACUGCAAGUAUCGCUUUGGUAGUUGGGAAGAGUGUGAUCCUAGCUCUGGCUCACAAACCAGAAUGGGGACAUUGAAGAAACUGUUAAAUGCGGAAUGUCAACAGGCUAUUUCUGCCUCCAAACCCUGCACUGAAAGCAAAGGAAAGAAGAAAAAAGGCGAGGGCAACUAGGAGUCUUUUUGUGGAAAAGAGUCAGAG